CCCGCAUUGUUUUCCGGGUAGCGCGAGCCGCUGGGCUAGGGUUCCGGACGGUGGGGCGCCGGCGCGGACUAGCCUUCCUCCGUCUCGCGCUUGUGGGUCGUGGUUGCCCAUCGCCUACUGCAGGCCUAGCCCGAGGCCUCCUUCGCUUUCUGUGUCCCUCGCGGGGCCUCGCCGGUUCCCAAUGCCGGGCCUUGGGCCCUGGGCAGUGUGAUGCUGCCUGAGUGCGACCCAGGACACCGCUUGGGCCACGCGCGAGGCUGGCUAGAGCGGAAUCGCUCGCUGCUGUCUUCCCGCUCCCUCCCAGGCGACCCCAAGGUAGCGUUUCCCGGGAGCAGCAGCCCUUUCUGAGGGGAUGGGCGCAGCCAGGCCAGAUGGACGACAAGACCAAGAAAGCAGAGGAGAUGGCCCUGAGCCUUGCCCGGGCAGUGGCUGGCGGAGAUGAGCAGGCUGCUAUCAAGUAUGCCACCUGGCUGGCAGAGCAGCGGGUACCCCUCAGGGUGCAAGUAAAACCGGAGGUCUCCCCAACACAGGACAUCAGGCUCUGUGUGAGCGUGGAGGACGCUCACAUGCACACCGUCACCAUCUGGCUCACAGUGCGCCCUGAUAUGACAGUGGCCUCCCUCAAGGACAUGGUAUUUCUGGACUAUGGCUUUCCACCCAGCCUGCAGCAGUGGGUGGUUGGACAGAGGCUGGCACGAGACCAGGAGACCCUGCAUUCUCACGGCAUUCGACGGAAUGGAGACAGUGCCUAUCUCUACCUGCUGUCGGCCCGCAACACCUCACUCAACCCUCAGGAGCUGCAGCGGCAGCGGCAGCUGCGGAUGUUGGAAGAUUUGGGCUUCAAGGACCUCACCCUGCAGCCACGGGGCCUCUUGGAGCCUGUCUUUCCCAAGCCCAGGGCCCACCAGGAGCCAGGGCAGCCAGAUGCAGCACCAGAGUCGCCACCGGUGGGUUGGCAGUGCCCUGGCUGCACUUUCAUCAACAAACCCACACGGCCUGGGUGUGAGAUGUGCUGUCGUGCAAGGCCUGAGACCUACCAGAUACCUGCCUCAUACCAGCCUGAUGAGGAAGAGCGAGCACGCCUGGCUGGUGAGGAGGAGGCGCUGCGCCAGUACCAGCAGCGGAAACAGCAGCAGCAGGAGGGGAACUACCUGCAGCACGUGCAGCUGGAGCAGAGGAGCCUGGUGCUGAACGCCGAGCCUGCUGAGUGCCCUGUGUGCUACUCAGUGCUGGCACCCGGUGAGGCCGUGGUGCUGCGUGAGUGUCUGCACGCCUUCUGCAGGGAGUGCCUACAGGGCACCAUCCGAAACAGCCAGGAGGCGGAGGUAUCCUGCCCCUUCAUUGACAGCACCUACUCAUGCCCCGGCAAGCUGCUGGAGAGGGAGAUCCGGGCGCUCCUGUCGCCUGAGGAUUACCAGCGCUUCCUAGACCUGAGUGUGUCCAUCGCAGAGAACCGAAGCACCUUGAGCUACCACUGCAAGACCCCCGACUGCAGGGGCUGGUGCUUCUUUGAGGAUGAUGUCAAUGAAUUCACCUGUCCUGUGUGCUCCCGUGUCAACUGUCUGCUCUGCAAGGCCAUCCAUGAGGGCAUGAAUUGCAGGGAGUAUCAGGACGACUUGGCCCUUCGGGCUCAGAAUGAUGUGGCUGCCCGGCAGACAACGGAGAUGCUGAGGGUGAUGCUGCAGCAAGGCGAGGCCAUGCACUGCCCACAGUGCCGGAUUGUGGUACAGAAGAAGGAUGGCUGUGACUGGAUCCGCUGCACUGUCUGCCACACUGAGAUCUGCUGGGUCACCAAGGGGCCACGCUGGGGCCCUGGGGGCCCAGGGGACACCAGUGGGGGCUGCCGCUGCCGGGUCAAUGGAAUUCCUUGCCACCCUAGCUGUCAGAACUGCCACUGAGUUGAAGAUGGUGGCCCUCAUUUGUAGCAGCGAACAAGUAGGGCUAGGACAGAGGCUUUAGCUCUGGUUUGUCUAGCAUACCCUGUAAGCUUGGCCCAGGAGAAGUCCCUGAGCUGCGCUGUCAGCCUGCUUGCUGUGCUACAAGAGCCCAGCUGAGCUGGUGCUAUGGCAGUCCUAUUGCUUGUGUUGCUUCCAGGGGUUGCUGACAGAUCUCAGUCUUUGAGCUGGACACCCUACCCUCACUAGCCACCAGCCUUAAACACAGCCUUGGCCGAAGGCCUGGCUGGCUAGGCUCUGGGCCUCCAAGUGACUUUGUUCUCCCCUAGCAUGCUCCCUGAGGACUCACAGCCUCACCCUUUGCCUUGCUUUCUGGGCACUUUUGCUGCUAUUGCUUUUGAAGGCCUGGCACUUCUUAGGGCUGAUGUGAACCCAUUCUGGGCCUCAGGGCCCAGGUAGAUUUGUUAGUUCCGGAAACAUAGCCCAUGGGGGAUCUGGCUCUGCAUUUCCUUCUUUGAGUAAGUGGAUUAAAGUGGUUUUCCAGAAA
This is a messenger RNA of Meriones unguiculatus (Mongolian gerbil), 2442 nucleotides long. It is a transcript of the gene Rbck1, whose product is annotated as RANBP2-type and C3HC4-type zinc finger containing 1. The record is from RefSeq and is a predicted model, not a curated record. Gene Ontology annotation, molecular function: ubiquitin binding; ubiquitin-protein transferase activity. Gene Ontology annotation, biological process: proteasome-mediated ubiquitin-dependent protein catabolic process; protein linear polyubiquitination; positive regulation of canonical NF-kappaB signal transduction. The coding region runs from base 372 to 1898 and encodes 508 amino acids. The transcript is spliced from 12 exons. NCBI's taxonomy places the organism in Eukaryota, Metazoa, Chordata, Mammalia, Rodentia, Muridae. Gene Ontology annotation, cellular component: LUBAC complex.